Molecule: messenger RNA, 1509 nt
Organism: Suillus discolor
Lineage: Eukaryota; Fungi; Basidiomycota; Agaricomycetes; Boletales; Suillaceae
Exons: 10
Coding region: 1-1509 (502 amino acids)
Molecular function (GO): N,N-dimethylaniline monooxygenase activity; flavin adenine dinucleotide binding; NADP binding
Source: RefSeq, a predicted model, not a curated record
AUGAAACUCCGUUCUGGCAAUUUAUCAAUCGCAAUAUCAUGUUUUCUGUUCACAGACCAACUCCCACUAUUUACCUUGUCUUCUUUCAAACUCAGGGAAGAUCUCGUAGAGCUUCAGAGACCAUACCCUGAUAUCGCUUGGAUUCAGGCGUUUUUUGACUUUGAAACUACAGUCGGCAUUGCAUCUGGCGUGUUCCGCCUUGUACCACUCGCAGAUGGCUCAUGGAAGGCUCAUACCGUCUUCACGAACCUGGAAAAUCUCAAAGGUUUUCCAGAACAGAAUGGGCCCAGACGAGACUACCAGCCAAACCAUGGAAAGUGGGCCGCGAAGUGUGCACGUGAAAUUGAAUGUAUCGACGAAGAGCCCAGCGUCGUAGUCAUAGGAGGCGGGCAGGGUGGGCUCGACGUUGCAGCCCGGCUUAAGAUGCUUGGCAUGAAGACUCUAGUAGUGGAAAAGAACGAGAGAAUUGAUUGGCUAGAAUCAUAUGCACACAGUAUGGAGCUCGACGUUUGGACCAGCGCUACGGUCAUGUCCGUCAUUCCGGGUACGAAGGGAAAGAAAUGGAGUGUCACGGUCCAACGUCCUGACAGAGGCGAGCGUACCUUUGAGGUCAACCAUGUCGUAUUCUCCCUGGGCUUUGGCAGUGGUAUAGGCCGAGUUCCAGAUAUCCCAGGGCAGGACGACUUCAAGGGGCAGAUAUUGCAUUCCAGCCAUCACAAUCUUGCAACUGAUCACGCAGGGAAGAAGGUCGUCGUUGUUGGCGCUUGCACGUCUGCGCAUGACAUAUGUGCGGACUAUGUCGAAAAUGGCGUUGAUGUGACCAUGGUUCAACGUAGCCCGAGUUACAUCAUGUCCACAAGGGAGGGGAUGCCGAGGUUAAUGGCGAUCUUCUGGGAGGGCGGCCCUCCUACUGAUGUCGCGGAUCGCGUGAAUGCGUCUUACCCAAAUUCAUUGCUCAAAUUAGUACACCAACGUGUCACCAAAGACAUUGCUGAUGCAGAUAAGGAGCUUCUUGACGGCCUGCGAAAACGAGGCUUCAAGACAACUUUGGGCGACGACGACUCUGGCUUUCUACUUAUGGCAUGGAAUAAGGGAGGAGGAUACUAUCUCGACGUUGGAGCUUCACAGAUGAUCAUCGACGGGAAGAUUAAACUCAAGAGCGAUGGGCCAAUCUCGCGCUUUACCCAGACAGGUUUACUUUUCGAUGACGGUUCUACUCUCGACGCGGACGUAGUGAUCUUCGCAACUGGCUACGCUGAUGCACGUCAUGCCUAUCGUGCUCUGCUUCCGGAGUCCCUGCAUGAUAAAAUGUAUCCUAUCUGGGGCCUUGACAAAGAAGGAGAGCUGAAUAGCGUCUGGCGCGAAGUUGGUGGGCGCAGCAAGAACGCGGAACUCAAUGGUAUAUGGUGCAUGAUGGGGAACUUGGCGCUUUGUAGGUUCCACUCCAAGCAUCUCGCAUUGCAAAUCAAAUCAUACGAAGAGGGGAUUUUCGGGACAAGGUAUCAGUGA